AUGGCAUUACUUGCAAAUACACUGACUAAUAUUAUAUUUAUAAUAUCUUCGAUACAAAGUAGUAGAGCCAUAGAAAUAAAACUACUCAAUUUGACAUUAUUACCAAGCGGAGGAGCACAAAAAGCAAAUUCAUUCGAUUCGUUGACGACAACUCGUAAUAGUGAUAAUAAAACAUCACCAAAGGUAUUUGAUAUAACUCACAUAAAUAAUGUGUCCUACAUAAAAGAAGAUUUUAAUAAUAAGGAAGUAAAAGGCAAAUAUGAUAAACAACUACAGUCCAAAGAAUUGUUGACACCAGACUUUUCAAGUACAGGUAACCUGGGAAUUAAAGAAAAUAAUAAAAAUGUCAGUUCAGAAAUAAUAUGGGUUUUAAACCAAGAUAAUAUCACUGAAUUGAAUGAAAAAGUAAAAGAUUACGGAAAUUAUACAAGCGAUUAUAAUGGACAAGAUAAACCAACAAAAAAUUAUAAUUUUAAAGAUAAUAAUAUAACUGUUAAUUAUACUACAAGAGACAAAUAUGAUAAAGAUAUAACUGUAGAUAAAUUUGAUAUUUCCCCAUCGAAAACGUAUCCUCCAAAUAGUAACAAUAAUGAUCAUGUAACAAAACAAGAAACACUUAAGUACACAACGAAUAUGACAAAUAAUAAAGAAAUCACUUUGAAAGAAAUUGAAAAGUCAUUAUCAAAAACAUAUACUUCCAAUACUGAAAAUAAUAGUGCUAUUAAAUCAGAACAAGUUACGCUAAACUAUACUUCAAAAGAAAAAAAAUAUAAAGAAACCCCUUUGGACGAAAUUGAAAAAUUGUUAUCAAAAACAGAUACACUAGACGAUUACGUGGAUUUCCUAAAUAUAAGAAACGUAUUAAAUAAACUUCAAAAUCCAAAACAAGAACUUGGCCCAAACACAACACAUCAAAAUAGAGUCUUAAAUAUGGCAGAUAGGGAUCAUGAUGAUAGCUUAAGGAACGUAUUGAAAAAGAAACGGUACUCGAAGACUUAUAAGAGCAAAUCUAGAAAUCGUGGAACGAUUAAGAAGAGUAACGAAAGUUUCAGAAGUAAUGGUUUUCCACUCUUGACCUUUUCUAGCGUAAUAAAUGGAAUAAAUUUUACCCUGCAAAUUUAA
Molecule: messenger RNA, 1122 nt
Organism: Diatraea saccharalis (sugarcane borer)
Lineage: Eukaryota; Metazoa; Arthropoda; Insecta; Lepidoptera; Crambidae
Source: the annotation of a GenBank genome assembly